Messenger RNA from Lasiodiplodia theobromae, 1233 nucleotides. Its product is annotated as Translation elongation factor. Gene Ontology annotation, biological process: translational elongation. The transcript is spliced from 4 exons. Lineage: Eukaryota; Fungi; Ascomycota; Dothideomycetes; Botryosphaeriales; Botryosphaeriaceae. The coding region runs from base 1 to 1233 and encodes 410 amino acids. Gene Ontology annotation, cellular component: cytoplasm; nucleus. The record is from RefSeq and is a predicted model, not a curated record. Gene Ontology annotation, molecular function: translation elongation factor activity.
AUGUCUUUCGGCAAGGUCUACGGCUUCCAGGGCCACCCUCGCACCCAGCCCAUCCUGGCUGUUGCUAAGGAGAACGGUCUCGAUAUCGAGGUCGUCACUGCUACUCCUCCGGACAACGUCCCCGAGGGUCUGCGCAAGGCCAACGCCCUGGCCAAGAUCCCCACCUUCGAGGGUGCCGAUGGCUACACCCUCCACGAGUGCAUUGCUAUUGCCGUGUACGUCACCUCCCAGAACGAGAAGACCACCCUUCUCGGCAAGACCAAGCAGGACUACGCCUCUAUCCUGAAGUGGAUGUCCUUUGCCAACUCCGAGAUCCUCCCCAACCUUGCUGGUGCUUUCCGCCCCAUCAUCGGCAAGGCCCCCUACAACAAGAAGGCUGUUGAGGAAUCCCUCAAGACCGCCCUCAAGAACGCCGCUGUUGUUGAGCAGCACCUUACCCAUAACACCUACCUCGUUGGUGAGAGGCUCACUCUUGCCGACAUCUUCGCUGUCAGCCUGUUCUCGCGCGGCUUCGAGUACUUCUUCGACAAGAAGUGGAGGUCUGAGAACCCCGCCACCACCCGCUGGUUCGAGACCGUCUGGAACCAGCCCCUCUGGCUCGCCGUCUCGGAGCCCUUCAAGUUCAUUGACGAGGCCAUCAAGAACCAGCCCCCCAAGCAGGAGGCCAAGCCCAAGGCUGAGAAGCCCAAGGCUGCUGCCCCCCCUCCUACCACCACUGAGGAUGAGCCGGCUCCUGCCCCCAAGGCCAAGCACCCUCUCGAGGAGCUCGGCCGCCCCACCUUCCAGCUCGACGACUGGAAGCGCAAGUACUCCAACGAGGAGACCCGCGAGGUCGCCCUUCCCUGGCUCUGGGAGAACGUCAACUUCGAGGAGUACUCGCUGUGGCAGGUUGACUACAAGUACAACGACGAGCUUACCAUGACCUUCAUGACCUCCAACCUCAUUGGCGGUUUCUUCGCUCGUCUUGAGGCCAGCCGCAAGUACAUCUUCGGUGCCGUCUCGGUCUACGGUGUCACCAACGACUCCGUCAUCAAGGGUGCCUUCCUCGUCCGUGGCCAGGAUGCGCUCAAGGCUGUCGAUGUUGCUCCCGACUACGAGAGCUACGAGUUCACCAAGCUCGACCACACCAACCCCGAGCACAAGGCGUUCGUCGAGGACCAGUGGGCGUGGGACAAGCCCAUCGAGGUCAACGGCAAGACGUACGAGUGGGCCGACGGCAAGGUCUUCAAAUAG